GACUCACAAAGACAAGAGCUCUCUAGACGCGGAAAACAUAGAGAAAAAAAAAAAACCCUCAAAAGCGCAAAACACGAAACAAGAAGAAAAGUAAAACAUUUUUAGUUCUCUCCUACGAAUUAAGCACAACAUGGUGUCUCAAAAGCUAGAGAUUUGCAUCGAAUUGGUGAAAAUUGCUGUUGUUUUCGUCGCCACCGUUGCUGAAUCAGUAGAGGAAGCUUUCCGUAAGCCUCCACCGUCGCUUCCAUCAGUUCACGGUGGUCGCCGGAAUAAUUACGCCGCCGUUCCCAUUCCUCUUGUUGGAUUCAUGUGAUGAGCUUUUUAAUUUCUUUUUUUUUUGGCUUCGUUAAAUUUAGUAGUUCUCGUGCCUUGUGGCGUUUUGUAUGUUGUUGAUUUGUGUAUAAAGCAUAACCAAAAGAUAAUGAAGAGUUUACAGAUGA
Arabidopsis arenosa is the source of this 440-nucleotide messenger RNA. NCBI's taxonomy places the organism in Eukaryota, Viridiplantae, Streptophyta, Magnoliopsida, Brassicales, Brassicaceae. The record is from the annotation of a GenBank genome assembly.